Asparagus officinalis (garden asparagus) is the source of this 3816-nucleotide messenger RNA. RefSeq names its product pre-mRNA-splicing factor ATP-dependent RNA helicase DEAH1. Bases 241 to 3384 code for a protein of 1047 amino acids. Lineage: Eukaryota; Viridiplantae; Streptophyta; Magnoliopsida; Asparagales; Asparagaceae. Gene Ontology annotation, cellular component: intracellular anatomical structure; catalytic step 2 spliceosome. The record is from RefSeq and is a predicted model, not a curated record. The transcript has 27 exons. Gene Ontology annotation, molecular function: RNA binding; ATP binding.
UCUUUAUUUUCUUCUCGGCCCCUUUUCUCGUCUCUCGAGUCUUCUCCAUUUCUCGCCGGAUUCCGCCUUCGCCGCCGACCUCCUCCGGCGUCACCACUUAGCUAAAAAGCGCUUCUCUUGCCGAUUAUACGGCUCUUUGUGGCUCCUUUAAGCCCUCAUUCAAGCACCUCAGUCGCAAUUCGAAACCCUAGCUCCACGAUCCAAUUAUUUUAGCAUAAAAUUUCAAAUAAUUUAAAAACAAUGGCGGAUGAGAGGUACUUAAAGACUUGGGUCUCGGAUAAGCUCAUGUCACUCAUGGGCUAUUCUCAGAGUGUAGUUGUUCAGUAUGUGAUUCGUUUGUCAAAAGAAGCAUCUUCGCCUUCUGAUCUCGUGGCCAAGCUCGUCGACUAUGGAUUCUCGUCGUCAGCGGACACUCGGUCGUUUGCGCACGAAAUAUUCGCUAAAGUUCCUCAUAGACAAUCUGCCCCAAGUAGUUAUCAGAAGCAAGAGAGAGAAGCAGCGCAGUUUGCAAAGAAACAGAGUAGCUACAAGCUUCUGGAUGCUGAUGAUGAAGAUGAUGUGGAUAAUAACCUGACAGUGAGUACGCAGCAGGAGAGAGGCAGUGCUAAGAAGAGAUUUCGGAAGAAGGGCGAAGCCAACGAGAGUGAGGAUGAUGAUGAGCCGACUGUAGUUAAAGGCAGUGAAAGGAAUGUUCGGAAGCGGACUUCAAAGGUGGAUGAAAGUGAAGAUGAUAUUGAGUCUGAGGAGGCUAUACUACGUGAUCAAGAGGAAAGAGCACAACUAGAGAGAAACAUGAAAGAAAGAGAUGCUGCAAAGACACGACAGUUGAUGGAGCCAAAGUUAUCAAAAAAGGAGGAAGAGGAGAUACUUCGGAGAUCAAAAGCUUUUGAGGAAAAUAGUACUGUUGAUCUAAGAAAAGUUUCAAGAGAAGUAUACCUUAAGAAAAGGAGGGACCAGAAGCUUUUGGAGAUUAGGGAUGAUAUAAUUGAUCAUGAGUACAUCUUUGAAGGUGUUAAGCUGACAGAUGCAGAAGAAAGAGAACUAAGGUACAAGAAGAAGAUUUAUGAGCUUGCAAAGGAGCACCUGGAGGAUGUAGACGACACUGAGUAUAAGAUGCCUGAGGCAUAUGAUCAAGAUGGAGUUGUAAAUCAAGAGAAAAGAUUUGCUGCAGCUAUGCAGCGGUACAGAGACCCUGGUGCUGAAGAUAAGAUGAAUCCAUUUGCUGAACAGGAAGCCUGGGAAGAGCAUCAAAUUGGAAAGGCAACCUUAAAGUUUGGCUCAAAAAAUAAGAAACAAGCAAAUGAUGAUUAUCAGUAUGUUUUUGAAGAUGGAAUUGAUUUCAUCAAGGCAUCUGUAAUGGAUGGUGUCCAGUAUGAAGACGAGUUGCGAGCUGAAAGCCCUGACACGUCCAGAGCAAAAUCUGAGUUACAAAAACUUCAGGAUGACAGAAAAACUCUUCCCAUCUAUCCCUACCGCGAGGAGUUACUUCAAGCUGUCAAUGAUCAUCAGGUUCUUGUUAUUGUUGGAGAGACCGGUUCUGGUAAGACUACACAGAUACCCCAGUAUCUUAUUGAAGCUGGAUAUACAAAACACGGAAAGGUUGGAUGUACACAACCGCGUCGAGUUGCUGCAAUGAGUGUUGCUGCUCGUGUUUCGCAGGAGAUGGGUGUUAAACUUGGUCAUGAGGUGGGUUAUUCAAUUAGGUUUGAAGACUGCACUUCUGAAAAAACAGUUCUGAAGUAUAUGACGGAUGGGAUGCUGCUGAGGGAAUUCCUCGGUGAACCUGAUUUAGCAAGCUACAGCGUCAUCAUGGUGGAUGAGGCACAUGAGAGAACACUUUCAACAGAUAUUUUGUUUGGUUUGGUUAAGGAUAUUUCUCGCUUCCGGAAAGAUCUUAAGCUUCUUAUUUCAAGUGCGACACUUGAUGCUGAGAAGUUUAGCGAUUACUUCGACUCUGCACCCAUUUUUAAGAUACCGGGGAGGCGAUAUCCUGUCGAGAUAAAUUUUACUACAGCUCCAGAAGCAGAUUACAUCGAUGCUGCUAUUGUCACCGUUCUUCAAAUACAUAUAACCCAAUCUCCUGGUGAUAUUCUUGUGUUCCUCACAGGUCAGGAGGAAAUUGAGACCGUGGAUGAAAUAUUGAAGCACAGAACAAGGGGUUUAGGAACCAAAAUAGCAGAACUUAUAAUAUGCCCUAUUUAUGCUAAUCUUCCUACAGAGCUUCAGGCUAAGAUUUUCGAACCUACUCCAGAGGGGGCUCGGAAGGUUGUCUUGGCUACAAACAUAGCAGAAACAUCAUUGACUAUAGAUGGGAUAAAAUAUGUUGUUGAUCCUGGUUUCUGUAAGAUAAAAUCAUAUAAUCCACGGACAGGUAUGGAAUCUUUGUUAAUUAAUCCGAUUUCAAGAGCUUCUGCAAUGCAAAGGGCUGGAAGAUCAGGACGCACUGGACCUGGAAAAUGCUUUCGGUUGUAUACUGCAUAUAAUUAUCAUCAUGAUUUGGAAGAGAAUACUGUGCCUGAGAUCCAGCGGACGAAUCUAGCUAAUGUUGUGCUUACUCUUAAGAGCUUGGGCAUCCAUGAUUUAGUGAAUUUUGAUUUUAUGGACCCACCACCAUCAGAAGCAUUGCUUAAGGCCCUUGAGCAACUUUUUGCUCUUAGUGCACUAAAUAGCAGGGGAGAGUUAACUAAAGUUGGAAGACGAAUGGCAGAAUUUCCACUUGAUCCAAUGCUCUCCAAGAUGAUAGUUGCUUCAGACAAAUACAAGUGUUCAGAUGAGAUCAUAUCAAUUGCUUCCAUGCUCUCUGUUGGAAAUUCAAUCUUUUACCGUCCAAAGGAUAAACAAGUACAUGCAGACAAUGCUAGACUCAACUUCCACACUGGCAAUGUUGGAGAUCAUAUUGCUCUUCUCAAUGUUUACAAUUCCUGGAAGGAAACCAACUUCUCGACUCAAUGGUGCUAUGAAAACUAUAUCCAGGUGCGGAGUAUGAAACGAGCAAGAGAUAUUAGAGAUCAGUUAGAAGGGCUUUUGGAAAGAGUUGAAAUUGAGCUUACCUCAAACCCUGGUGAUUUGGAUGCUAUUAAAAAGGCCAUCACAUCAGGGUUUUUCCAUCAUUCAGCAAGGUUGCAGAAGACUGGUGCAUACCGAACUGUUAAAAAUCCUCAAACAGUAUACAUACAUCCCAGUUCUGGUCUAGCACAGGUGCUUCCCAGGUGGGUUAUCUAUCAUGAACUUGUCCUUACUACCAAAGAGUACAUGCGACAGGUUAUAGAAUUGAAACCCGAGUGGCUAGUUGAGAUUGCACCACACUACUACCAAUUGAAGGAUGUUGAAGAAUCCGGAGCAAAGAAGAUGCCUCGAGGUGAAGGUAGAAGUGCAGUAAGCUAGCAGAUUUUGGGAAUCACCGAUUUUGAUUAGUUGGAAUUUUCAGAGUUUCGUCGAUUACUUUGAGAGCCUUUAUGCAAAUGAUAGAACUGACCACUCUAAUUUGAUGGCAUCCUGGCUGAGUGCAGACAUCCAUACCAUACCCAUUCGACAGAAACAUUCCAACAAGGCAUAUGACUGCAAGGGAAAAACAAAAUUGUAUACUAUUAUGUAAAUUGAUAGAGAAGGAAAGGAGUUUUCGUUUCUUUUCCUUGCCUGGUUUUAUCGACUCAUGUAAAUUUUGUUGUAAAAGAACGUAAAUGUUGAGUUGUAAGCUACGUUAGCUUGGGCAAGCAGUUGGAAUGUGAGGCCCAAUUCUUUGAUUGAUGAAUAUGAAAUAAAUUUUGAAUGUCUUAUGAUAUGCAUCAAAGGCCAGUUGGAAAUUCAUAUUUCUCA